Molecule: messenger RNA, 447 nt
Organism: Perkinsus marinus ATCC 50983
Lineage: Eukaryota; Perkinsozoa; Perkinsida; Perkinsidae
Exons: 4
Coding region: 1-447 (148 amino acids)
Source: RefSeq, a predicted model, not a curated record
AUGACUAAAUACGACGACGGAAGUACAGUGAAGCAGCUCUUCAAAGACCUGGUCCCUUCCCCAACGCUUUUGCUCACCUAUCCUAUGUUCAUGGCCAAUGCCCGGCUUUUGGUGUACAAGGACCCUGAGUUGAUGGCUAUGCGAAAGGUUCAGAAGAUUCGGAUGCCUCUGGUGUUGCACAAGAUGAAGGAUAUUAAACAUGUCUACGGUGUGGCCGCACUGUACCGAGGAGCUGAUGUCAACAUCCUACACAGUUGUGCUAAAGUCUUCCUCAAGUAUCCUCUUACGAGCUGUGAUGUAGGCCCGAAGAAGAAGGCAGCAUAUAGAUACGCUGUGGAGUUCAUUACCUAUCCAUUGCUCUUGGCAACAGCUCGUAUUGCUGUGUAUGGUCAGGACCCAAUCUUGGAUUGUGGGUUGCAGCAGUGCUUCGAAGAAACUGUGAAGUAA